Plasmodium knowlesi strain H is the source of this 1446-nucleotide messenger RNA. Its product is annotated as citrate synthase-like protein, putative. Gene Ontology annotation, cellular component: mitochondrial matrix. Gene Ontology annotation, biological process: tricarboxylic acid cycle; carbohydrate metabolic process. The record is from RefSeq and is a predicted model, not a curated record. The coding region runs from base 1 to 1446 and encodes 481 amino acids. The transcript is spliced from 2 exons. Lineage: Eukaryota; Apicomplexa; Aconoidasida; Haemosporida; Plasmodiidae.
AUGCGUAGUCUGAAGCGUGCCCUUCCCACCACCAGGGGGAGGGAAUUCCACCUUCCUAAUAAUCCCGUGUAUCUGAUAAGAAGACAUUCUUACCACCUCCAUAAGAAUGGGGACCGAUCAGAAAGUACCUGUGGACACCCACAACCAUGCGUCAUGUUGGAGACAGAAAUUUUCCUGGACUUCAAAGGACACUUUUACAGGGGAAUGGACGUGAGGGAUCUGUGCAGGCGUGCUACAUUCGAUGAAGUUAUUUUUUUCUUCCUACAUAAGCGAUGGCCAAACGAAAGUGAAUUGAAGCGAAAAAAUUGUUACGUGCAAAAUGAAUUAAACCGUUUUUGCGAAAGGAAUGUCUUAGAAAUGGGAAGACUGCUUCAGACUUCAGAUCCCUUGCAGCUGAUACGGAUAGCUCUACUUAAGUUUUCUCACCAAUCGGAACAACAAACAGAAACAGAAGGAGAACCAAAAAGCACACACGACCCCCUUUUUAAUUAUCUCAAAAUAUUGGCUGCAUCUGUAAAGUUACUUCUCCGAUGGGGUCAUUCCGAAUUGGUUUCUCCACCCAUGAACGAUUACGCAGAUUUCACUUCCUUCCUCAUUGAUGCGUACCCCACGGAAGGGAAAGAAGUAAACUUCCAUAACAAAGGGAAGGAAGAAGAUGAUGCGGAAAAUCUGAACGCUUCACGGGAGAGCAAUGAAUCCAAGGGGCAAACCUUAACUCCCCAUCCGUGGAGAGAAGAAAGAAUAAAACUAUUAAAUGCCUUCCUCGUAUGCAUGUGCGAACAGGGUAUAAAUGAGAAUACCUUCUUCGUUCGCAUGCUCAGUAGUGUACAGUGCCACAAUUAUUUCAGUUUAUGCGUCUCCGCUAGCACAUUCUAUAUAGAUGCAUUCAGGAACGUUGACUUGCGUGACUCUCUGGAGGGGUUCCUCAGAUUUGUCGUUCCUUCGGUAGGGACAAUUAAGCGGGGUGAGCAUAACAAAUUUCAUAAAAACCGUGAACCCGAAGGGGGACACCUUCGCCAGGGAAACCAUUUGGACGACGAGAUCGCCACACACCUGAAUGUGGAUUUCUUCUUUCACAAGGGAAACUCCUACAGGGAGAAGAACGCUAUCCUUAAAGAACAUCUGACCGAGUACUGCAACAACACAUGUGAGAAGAAUCUCCAUUGCCUAAAGCAUUUCGAACAAGUGGAAGAAUUCUUCUUAAAGAAUCAGAAGAAACAUGCCUCCUGCUACUAUUAUCCCCUCUUGACAUUUCACCUUUUAGGUGUACCUCUUCCUUUGCUACCAUCUGUGUUUUUCAUAAUGAGACUACUCUCCUUCAUGGCCCACCGGCAGGAACAAAUUACCAACAACAAGCUCGUGAAGUAUGCGGGUGUUUACGUGGGCGUUCCACCUAGAGGGUUCCACAUGCAGCCAUUACAUCGUGGUGCAACAUCGCCGCAUUGA